This is a messenger RNA of Penicillium verrucosum, 5145 nucleotides long. RefSeq lists its product as uncharacterized. Bases 1 to 5145 code for a protein of 1714 amino acids. Lineage: Eukaryota; Fungi; Ascomycota; Eurotiomycetes; Eurotiales; Aspergillaceae. The record is from RefSeq and is a predicted model, not a curated record. The transcript is spliced from 6 exons.
AUGGAGGAGAAACUACUCGAUGAGGUCUGGACUACUUUCUCGACUAAGCUGGCGGGCUUUUGCCUGCCAGAUAACUGGGGGAACCAUAAACUAGAUUUGGUCACCGAUUUGACUUCUUGCUUUCCCACUCGCUCGUCAGAGCCACCUUCCUACGACCAACCUCCGCCUACCUACGACGAUGUGAUCUAUGAUCUACCUCCCGAAUACUCUGCACUGCCUCCACUCGCGCAGCGCAAAUCGACGGCUAUUUUCUUCGCGCCAAGGAUACCUCAAAAAUCGCAUAAAUCGUCAUCUUCGCUGCUGAAAGAUCGUACGCUGGAUGUACGCAUUGAUUUUGAGAAUCCUACCGGUGUUCGGGAACAUAAGAAGAAAAAGCCCGCGGUAGCAAAGAAAGCAGCCCCGCCUCCCUCUCCCCCUCCUCCGCCACCGCCGCCGGCAGGCGGGGCUGAUGGAGGAGACGAUAAUGCCAACGGUGACGGUGGGUCUGGCGAUGCAGGCGGCGCCGGAGGCGGCGAUGAGGGAGAUGGCGGCGGCGACGAUUGGGGCGAUUGGAAUGUGAACGGAAAGAAGGAUAAAAAGAAGAAACUGGAAGAGGAAGAGGAAGAGAGAAAGGCCAAGGAGGAAGAAGAGAAAAAAGCCAAGGAAGAGGAAGAGAGACUAGCCAAGGAGGAGGAAGAACGGCAGGCCGCUGAAGCCUCUGCUGUCAAAGAUCUUAGCUGGGCUGAGGAUAACGGUGGGGGGGAGAAGUUGCACCCCCUGGGGGUUCCAGGACCUCCCAAGACCGGCGGAACAGGGUUUAGUUUCGGAGGAUGGGGCAAAGACUGGAAUACAGGUGGCAAGCUCGAUCCUCUUGGAGACCCUCCUCCCAACGAUGAAUCUAAGGACAACAAUCCUUGGGGAGCAACUUCCAAGAAGACUGGCGACUUCGAUUUCGACUUGGGAUCUGCACCCGCCGAAACCAAGCAAGAAGAUGACUGGGGAGAAGGUUGGGAUGCGAGCAAAGACAAAAAGGGAACGGAACCCGAACUCGAGAUUCCUGCGCCUCCGCCUCCGCCUGCACCCAGAGUCGAUUUUACACAGGAAGCCUGGUAUAUGAAUCUUACCAAGAAAGAGCAGCGUAAAGCGAAGAAGGAGAUGGAGAAGAAAUACAAAGACGAGGAUGAAGCUGCGGCAAAAGCCACAGCAGAGUGGGAAGCAGCCAAGGCUGAAGCCGAGGCGGCGGCGGCGGCGGCAGCAGCAGCAGCAGCAGAAGCGGCAGAGGCAGAGGCAGCAGCAGAGGCAGAGGCAGCGGCAGCGCAGGCGGCUGCAGCUGUACCUGAAUCAGUAGUUGAGGAGACUGAGAAACCACCCGAGGCAGAUACUGACUGGGGUUGGGGUGUUCCAGUGAAGACCAAAGAUAAGAAGAAAAAGAAGAAGAUUGACCUUUUAGCUGAUCCGGAGCCUGUCAUCGAUGAACCGCCGGCGAAACCAACAGAGCCAGUUGAUGCUUUUGCCGCUUGGGGAAUUUCUUCAAAGGACAAGAAGAAAAGCAAAGGCAAAGCUGAGCCAGCACCCGAGCCAGAACCCACCCCGGAACCUGAGCCUGAGCCUGAACCGGAGCCAGAGCCAGAGCCAGAGCCAGAACCAGAACCAGAACCGGUGCCCGAACCUGAACCUGAGGCGCCAAAGGUGCCCGAUGAGCCUCUAUACGAAAAUUGGCGGGAUAUAUCGUCUAAAGAACGCAAGAAGCGAGAGAAACAAUUAAUGCGCAAGGGCCUUCCCAUUCCCGGCAAGGAUUUUGAGCUCCCAUCAGACGAGCCGCCUGAAGAAGUGCCUGAACCGGUUGUUGAACCGGAGCCAGAAGCAGAACCAGUGCCUGAGACAGAACCGGAACCCGAGCCACUACCAGAACCGGAACCGGAACCCGAGCCGGAGCCAGAGAAACCGGCUGAAGACUCUUGGGGCAUUUGGGGACCAACAAAGGACAAGAAAAAGAAGAAGGGCAAGGAUAUUGAAGAACCUCCCCCACGUGCGCCGACACCUCCUGCUCAGGGCUUGACUCCAGAGCCGGAAGCUUUCCAUGACAAUGCCGACGAUAUUUGGGCAGAGCUGGCACCUAAGACAUCUAAGGGCACAAAGAAGACCACGAAAGCCAUCGAACCCCCCAAAGAGGAAAAGGCACCUAAAAGCUUCUGGUCGACCCUGACCGGGGGUUCUACGAGCAAAACCAAAUCAACGAAGAAGGCGAAGGAAGAAAAGGAACCCGAGCCUAUAGAAGAGGAAGACUUGCUUAUCGACGUAGACGACAACCCCCCAGCGCCUGAACCAGAUGCCGAGCCAGAGCCAGAACCAGAGCCAGAGCCGGAACCAGAACCGGUGCCUGAACCUGAACCAGAGCCCCCUGCCCCCGAAAAGUUAUCCAAGUCCAAGGCUUCCAAGCUCAGCGUUGCUGAACGUAUCAAGGCUUUGGAGCAAGCCAAGAAGGAGAAGGCAAAGGCAGAAAAGGCUGGCUUGAAGAGCAAAACCAAGGAAAAGAAGGUUGAACCCGAACUAGAACCUGAGCCAGUGCCGGAGCCGGAGCCAGAGCCUGAACCUCCUGUAGAGGAGCCCGCUCCUACAAAGAAGAGUUCAAAGUCUAAGUCUAAGACAGCGGAAGCUCUUGAGUUCGAAGAUAGGAAAGUCUCCAAGGACUCUGUUCCUGGAAGCUUCCCAGACUUUGGAGAUGAUCCCGAGCCUGAACCCGAACCCGAACCUGAACCUGAGCCGGAGCCUGAGCCGGAGCCGGAGCCGGAGCCUGAACCCGAGCCACUACCAGAGCCGGAACCUGAGCCACCAGCCCCAGAUCUUUCGAAAAUGAGUAAAAAGGAACUCAAGAAGUAUAAAAAGGCCGAAGCCGAGAAAGCCGCUGCCGCAGCUGCUGCGGCGGCUGCCAGAGAGCCAACCCCGCCACCUCCGGAGCCGGAACCAGAGCCAGAGAAUGAGCAUGAGCCAGUGCCAGUGCCUGGACCUGAACCUGAACCUGAACCUGAACCCGAAGCUGAGGCCGACGCCGAGCCCGAGCCUGCACCGGAGCCCACACCCGAGGAACCAGAGGCAAAGGACGAAGCUACACCGGAGCCUGCCGAAGAGCCUCCAAAACCCUCCAAGAAGGAUCGAAAAUCCAAUAAGAAAGAGAGUAAGAUCCAGGAAGAAGCAGAACCUCCAAAGAAAUCAAAGAAGGAAAACAAGAUCCAAGAGGAAGUGAAACCGCCCAAGAAGUUGAAGAAGGAACCCAAAGUCCAAGAGGAGGUCGAAACGCCCAAGAAGUUGAAGAAGGAACCUAAAAUCCAAGAGGAGAUCGAAACUCCCAAGAAAAAAGAAUCUCGAAAAUCUCCACCAAAAGAACCGGAGGCAGAAGUGGAAAGGUCUUCUGCGUCAGACCGGGAGAAGCGGCGAGAACGAGAGGGGCGCUCCUCUAAGAACCAACGUGGCGUGGCCUUGGCCAACAUGGUACUGGGUACACCCCAGUCCAGAAGCAAAUCGACUAGAAAACCUGGCUCUUCGUCGAAACCUGUAUCUAGACGUCCAUCAUUUGAUAUUGAUGAGAAACCUGCUGAUCCAUCACCGGGUGAGAAGCCUGAGGUGUCUGACAAGGCAGCCAAGUUGAUGGGCAUGGAUGCUUCCAAGUCUCGACGUGAGCGCCCGCGCACGGACAGGCGUAAAUCAGUUCGAGAUCCGUAUGCGAUCGAGGAUGAUGAUCUCGUUAUGGUUGAUAUGGAAGAUGCAGAGGGUCAUUCACCUAAAGAGGGCUCCAAGGGCUCAAGGCGCAAGUCAAAGAGACAGCCGCGCCCCAGACCCGACGACGAAGACGAUGCUGUCAUGGUCGAUCCAUAUCAAGCACCUCCCGCCCCAGAUGUAAUGUCCGGACCCGACGAUAUGGCCUUCGUCGAUGCGCCACCAAGAGAACGUCGCCUAAAGCGUUCCAACACCGCACCGCCAAAGAAACAAGAGAGCGGUGGAUUGAUGGGCCUCCUGGAUUCCCUAAGGAAAGGCACACGCCCAGAUCGACCAGAACGCCCCGAGAUGCCGGAAAGACGGAAGUCACGCUCAUAUCGCGAAGAUGACGGAAGAUAUCCGCCCGAAAUGGAGCGGGACGGCCCUCGCAGAUCACGUCGCGAAGAUCGACGCCGAGGAUCUGUCCGACCAGACACCGAUGCUGAAGGGUUCGUUACCGACGCCGCCGGUGUAGCAGCAGGCGGCGAGACAGAAGCCGACGAAGCGGAAGCUCGACGCGCAGCACGCCAGGCGCGCCGUGGAUCCCGGAAGGCACCUUCUGACUCCCGUGAAUCUGAAGCUCGGGAGGCAGAGGAACGGCGCGCGAGGCGGAAAGAACGCGCACGUGAACAGCGUGCUCGUGAAGAAGAAGAACGUCUACGAGAGGAAGAUCGUUUACGAGAAGAAAAGCGGGCUCGACGAGCUGCACGUGAAGAACGUCGUGCUCGGGAAGAGCAGGCGGCUCGUGACGCUGAAGCCGAAGCCGAAGCGGCGGCUGAAGCUAGAGCAGCGGAACGCCGUGAGCGCCGGCGGAUGCGCGAAGAGGAAAUGAUGGCGGCGAGAGCGAGUCGACGUCGUGAACGUGAGCAAAGGGUCCCUGAUGAUUUCUUCCCCGAUGAACGUGAGGUCGACCGUCGUGGGGAUCGUAGCUCCCGCGCGUUUGAAGAGCCCAACGCUCGUCGUCGCAAGUCUAAGGUCGCUCCUGAACCAACUCGGGAACCGCUCAUGACUGGUGGGUUGAAUCGUGGCGGUGGUGCGAAAGACAAGAUUUCCUCUUGGGUUUAUUCGCAAAGUGAUGAACCUCCAGAACCACCAGAAAUCGUUCCCACUCUUAUUGAUCUGCCUCCUCUUGCAGCUGACGACGGAGGGAAUGCUCAUUCUCUUUCGUCGGAUGAAGAAGCUCGUCGCGCUGUUCGCCGUAAGGCCCGUCGUCGUGCUAAGUAUGAGGAAGAGGUUGACGAUCCUCGUUCUCGGCAUCGAGGGUCUCGCCGUGAAGGUGUGAAGAGCAGUUCUGGAAGUGGUGACUAUGAACGUGAUCGUGGGAUGAGGUCCCAACCGGGGAGUCGACAAGGUGCUCCGCCGAGUUCGGGGCCUAAGAAGCCCAGUUGGUUCCGUAAAUUGACGAAUCUGUAA